GACUAGCCCAAUCAAAAUAACAACCAAGGACUAACUGUAGCAUCGAGUAUUUCUAUCAACAAAUAAGCACAUACAAUUCGGGCUGAGUAGCAACUAAACAAUGUAACCAGAUGGUGGUUCAUGCUACCCAGUGACAAGACUGUAGAAUUCCCCUUGUUUGCUGGACAAACUAUCACUUUCGUUUUACCUGAUGCCGAUGCUCUUCAUUUUAGCACAAAACGAAAAAUGACUGAAGAAUACAUACAUUCAAAGCUGAUUUCUCUGCUUAGAAAUGAAAAGAUUGAACUAUGGAAUCCACCUUAUACGACAGACGACGAACAACCUGGACAGCAAGUCAUACAGGAGCUUGCGGAGAAGUAUUCCUCUUGUAUUGGUAUUUCUGUCCUCGAGGUCGUAGCUGUCUUGGAGGACAUCAGGCUGCAAGCCCUCAUCAAGGGAAGAGGGAACAAGCAAUUCAAAGAAACGUCUGUGGCCACUCUGGAAAUCAACUUACCUAGACCAUCUCAAGAGAGUGAGAAAGAUGAAAAGAAAAGGAAAUACAAAAUGCAAACUAAACUGGAUGUCACUGCUCAAGAGUUCAUGAACAAGAUUACAGAAGAGUUUGGCUUUGAGUAUUUCACACUGAUUGUGAGUGGCAAGAAACUUUCACCAGAUAAGACCCUUCAGGAACAAAACGUAAAGAAUAACAGUAAAGUGAUGAUUCUGAAGCAGGCCACCCCAGAGAAGAAAGAAGAGAUGGUCAAAGACGAUGAGAAGAAUCGCUCUCAGAACGAAUCCCUUCGAAGGACUCAGAAGGGCUUUGAGAUCCUUUCUGAAAGAGAUGGCAGUGAAGAUCCUGAGACAACCCCAUUCCUGGAGAUUGCAGACCAGAAAGGAAACCCCCUACAAAUCCCUCCAGAGGAGAAGAAGGCCCUGAUACUGGCCAUGGGUUUCCACGAGAAAGGCAGAGCGCUGAUGAAGAGGAGGGAGUAUGAAGGUGCACUCGAUCACUUGACCCAGGCAGACGAGCAGUUUAGUAAAUGUGAGUCCAGAUUGUUGGAGAUGGUGGAUAACUAUGCUGUCCUCCAGCUGGAUAUUGUGUGGUGUUAUCGUGCUCUGGAGGCAUCACACUGCCUGGACAAUGGGCUUCAGAGGCUGAAGACGGCUGAGGAAUGCUUUAAAAAGUGCUAUGGAGAUGGCUACUCCAGACUCCAGCAGAUCAAGGGAAACACCGGAGGGGAGCAGGUUCUGUUUUUAAGGCUUUACCUCCUGCAAAGUGUUCUGGCCUAUGCAAAAGGAAAGGAGAAGGAGUCGAUGGAGAAACUAAAACAGGCUGAGGAACUGUACAGUCGUCUCAAUCUGGACCCGGAGAAGAUGGACCAGCUGAUGAGUAUGGGUUUCUCCGAGCAGGAGGCCAGACUGGCUCUCAGAGCCUGCAGCGGAGAUGUGUCCAGAGCAGCACAACACAUCACCCAGAGGAGAGAGGAAAAGAAGAAACUGAAAAGAGAGGAGAGGGAGAAGAGGAGACGGCGUUUAGACAGCAUUAACACUCUGGUUGGACUGGGAUUCACCAGGAGAGAAGCGGCAGAAGCACUACACAAGGCUAAGGGCAACAUUGAUCAGGCCUACGUGAAUCUUCUAGACUCCACUAGGGCAUUUAGUGAAGCAAACGACUCAAGAAUGGGUCCGUUAGAUCCAAACAGAGAAGUCCUGGUAAGCCAGCUUUGCCUUAUGGGCUUCCAGAAGGAGAUGGUCGUAGCAGCUCUGAAUGCAACAGAAGAUAACCCUGACCUUGCUACCCAGAUGCUGAUGGACCACCAGGGGAUCCUCCCACCAGAGUUGCUCUCUCCUUCUCCCCCAUCAUCAUCAUCUGAGGAGCCGAGCACCUCCUCUGGGGCUGGCUCAACCGGUUCAAGCAACCUGGAUGCAGAUCUGGUGAAUGAGGUUUUGGAUGACAUCCCAAGACAUGAGGAGGAUUACCUGGACCUCACUUUGGAUGAAGAGAGUGACGUUAUAGCUCAGAUGAGAUCUUACCUGGAGAACUGCAAACCCUCCUCUUAAAAAGAGGAGGUCUUUUUGCUCUUUGAGGAGACCUGAAAACUAAUAAUUUAGCUCAAGUCCUUCACUGGACAGUGCCGAAGGCCACCGUUCUGAGAGCACUUCAUGUCAGAAGAGUGCCAGUUCUUUAGUUCUUUGGAAGGUAGAUCUUAAUAACAUAAAAUGUAAACUUUAUAUUUACAGAAAAUCUCAGUUAAAACUCAAGGUAAAAUGCUCAUUCUCAUUACAAAGUUAACAUCAUAUUAAAAGAAUGUAGAUGUGAUUUUACGCUCUAAACUGACGACACGACCUUGCAACUGCAAUAACUUCUUUCAAAUUUUCUACAUUUCUUUCAUUCUUAAAUUUACUGCAGUUCUUAACUAAAAAGCUUUAAAUUAAAAGUUUUUGAGAAGAAUAGUAUGGCUGAAUGCCCCUCUGUUGGCUGAUACAUCGUUUGCAGAUUCGGUUUCCGUUUGAAAUUAAAUGAAAGAAUUUUGAAUUUGUGGUUUACGAAGUAGUUUCUAAAUUAAGAUUGAGAUUUAGGUUUGAUUUUCACCAGUGUUCUGCACCAUAUGAAGAUAAGCAUGCCAUGGUUUAAAGCUAUUGU
This is a messenger RNA of Chanos chanos (milkfish), 2623 nucleotides long. RefSeq names its product negative regulator of ubiquitin-like proteins 1 (gene nub1). Lineage: Eukaryota; Metazoa; Chordata; Actinopteri; Gonorynchiformes; Chanidae. Gene Ontology annotation, biological process: regulation of ubiquitin-dependent protein catabolic process. The transcript has 14 exons. The record is from RefSeq and is a predicted model, not a curated record. Gene Ontology annotation, molecular function: protein binding. Bases 121 to 2040 code for a protein of 639 amino acids.